Linum tenue is the source of this 1501-nucleotide messenger RNA. The record is from the annotation of a GenBank genome assembly. NCBI's taxonomy places the organism in Eukaryota, Viridiplantae, Streptophyta, Magnoliopsida, Malpighiales, Linaceae.
UUUUGUUCUUGACUUGCAUAAACAAACAAAUAGUCCUGCCCUUUUCUCCGUUUCAAAAAACAACUCUCACACUCAGUCUACAGAGAGAAUACAGAAGAGAGAGAGAGAGUGAGAGCAGGCAUGGAGGCGGGAGGAGGAGUCGGCGUCGGAGCCGGACCGAACUACAAUCCGCGGACGGUGGAGGAAGUCUUCAAAGAUUUCAAAGGCCGGCGAGCUGGUUUGAUUAAAGCGCUCACUAAUGAUGUUGAAGACUUCUAUCGGCAGUGCGAUCCUGAGAAGGAAAACCUGUGUUUGUAUGGUUUUCCAAGUGAACAAUGGGAAGUCAAUUUGCCAGCUGAAGAAGUGCCGCCUGAGCUUCCAGAACCUGCCUUGGGUAUUAACUUUGCAAGGGAUGGCAUGCAAGAAAAAGACUGGCUAUCUUUAGUUGCCGUGCACAGCGAUGCAUGGUUGCUUUCUGUUGCAUUCUAUUUUGGAGCCAGAUUUGGAUUUGAUAAAGCUGACAGGAAGAGGCUCUUCAAUAUGAUAAAUGAAUUCCCAACAAUAUUUGAGAUCGUGUCUGGAUCAGUCAAGAAACAGUCCAAGGAGAAGUCAUCUGUCUCAAACCACAGCAGCAACAAAUCGAAGUCAAACUCCAAAGGGGUAAAAGAAGUUUUCACUAUACAUUCUCUUAAUUUGCGGGAUUCCCAAGUGAAGUACUCGAGAAUUGCACAGCCCAAGGAUGACGAUGAAGGCUUGGACGACGAUGAAGAAGACGAUGAUGAGCAUGGAGAUACGCUGUGCGGAGCAUGCGGAGAUAACUACGCGGCCGACGAGUUCUGGAUCUGCUGCGACAUCUGCGAGAAGUGGUUCCAUGGCAAGUGCGUGAAGAUCACACCAGCGAGGGCCGAGCACAUCAAGCAGUACAAGUGCCCCUCUUGCAGCAACAAAAGAGCUCGCUCGUGAUCCGUCGCCUCCCUCCACCCUGCUUGAAAUCUCUCCCAUCAGCUGAACUUCAUCUCUAACUGUCCCUUGUCGAAAACUUAGUCUCCCUCCGUCAGGUGUAAUAUUAGUUGUAACUUGGGUUAGCCUGUGGUGUUUAGUCAGUCAUGUAGAAGAAAGACAACCUUGAGUUUGAGUCAGUCCCCAGUCCUAUUAGGUUUGAUUAAGCCCUUGGUUUGAGACCUUUGAAAUACCGCCUUCUCCUGUCUGAAUAGGAAAAGAAUCUGUGUAAUCGUCGUCGUUGGAACUUAUUAGUCUCUCCUCAUUUGGGCCAAUUCGGGAAUCUUUGCCUACCCAUUGCCUCAUCCUUUCUGUAGCUGUUCUUGGCUUUGUCUAUGGAAUCUUACAGCUUGCAGAUGACAGAAUUUCCACCCAAAGCCGGGUUUCCGCUCCUUCAAUAGGCUUUCUGUGGCUAUUUUCUUGGCUAAUCUUCUGUUUGCAGGUACGAUUUCUCUGUCAUUUCCCUGUUCUACACACAUGUGAGUGUUUGGUUAUGGAAUGAAAUGAUCAAUCAUUCCAGUCC